Molecule: messenger RNA, 1920 nt
Organism: Trichobilharzia szidati
Lineage: Eukaryota; Metazoa; Platyhelminthes; Trematoda; Strigeidida; Schistosomatidae
Source: the annotation of a GenBank genome assembly
AUGCGUAUCUCAGGUGUACUGCGGAGGCAGGUGUUAUCAUAUAUGGAGUUGCAGCAGUACGUCACUGCAUGUUAUUGGGCUGACAAACUUGUUUGCUUAGAAAAAUAUCGUCCGGAAGAUGUUUUACUAUACGCCAAAGCGUUAUACCACAGCCGACAAUACCAUCGUGCAAUUGUUUUAAUUCAAAAUUGCAAGGAUUUAAAACGAUCACUUAUUUGUCGUUAUUUCAUUGCCCAAUGUUAUUACGCUUGUUCAGAGUAUAACAAGGCUUUGGAAAUACUUGAACAACCUGAUAACUCUACUAAUAUUAGUUCAUUGGCUGCGUGUUCAUUGUCGAAACAACUAUUCACACAAUUACACGGUGAAAAUGUUGACAAUGAAACUUCAUCAAAACAGCUGAAUAAUGUUGAAUCUGAUGAAUUAAUCAAUGAAUUUACUUCAGAACAUCUUCAAAGUAGCAUAGCAUUAUUAAAAGGAAAAUUGUAUGAAUUAAUGGACAAUAGAUCAUUAGCAAUACAAUUUUAUAAAGAAGCUUUACUUCUUGAUGUAACAUGUUAUGAAGCUUUUGAAAAAUUAGUACACCUUCAGUCAAUUAGCUCAGAGGAAGAGUCUCUGUUAUUAAGUGAAUUAAACUUUGUUGAACACCUUAAUCCACUGAUGGGUAAAUUAACUGAAUUCCUCUAUAAGGAUAAAUUGAAUAAGAGUUCAGUUUCAGAAGAUAAAAUACCUGAUGAAUUUGCUUCUUUAAACGACAAUGUUGAUAUUAUAGUUAACAAAGCUGGACGUAUGUUGGAUAUGUGCAGAUUUUACGAGUGUUAUAAUAUUACUUCAAGACUAAUGCGAUCAGAUCCAUAUAAUCUUGCAUGUCUACCAAUUCAUAUAUCUGUUUUAAAGGAGUUGGAGAAAUCCAAUGAACUCUUUAAAAUAUCUCAUGAGCUUAUGGAUGUGUAUCCCACCAGCGCACUUGCAUGGUUUUCAGUUGGUUGUUACUAUCUAAGCAUUAAUAAGAAUGAACUUGCCAGACGACAUCUUGUAAAAGCUUCACAAUUAGAUAGAAGGUAUGGUCCUGUAUGGCUUACACUUGGACAUGCAUUUGCUGCAGAUGGUGAGCAUGAUCAGGCUAUUUCUUCCUACUGCACAGCUGCUCAAGUUAUUCGAGGCUCACAUAUUCCUAUAAUGUACAUUGGUAUAGAGUAUAGUGCUAGUAAUAAUCGUAAUCUGGCUGAACGAUUUCUCAAUGAAGCCUAUCUGCUUAGUCCAACUGAUCCAUUUGUUUUACAUGAAUUAGGCACAUUGGCGUUUGAAUCACAAAAGUAUGUAGAUGCUACAAGAUUUUUGGUUCGAGCGUAUGAAAAAGCCUGUGAAUUAAGCGGACAAGUCCCGUCACCAUUUUGGGAACCUUUGGUUAAUAAUCUUGCACAUUCAUAUAGAAAAAUGGGACUUUACAAUCAAGCCAUAGCUAUGCAUGAGUUGGCACUUCGCCUCGUACCUGAGUCUCAGACAACACUUGCAAGUCUAGCUAUGGUUCAUGCCAUCAGUGGUAACCUCGAGGUUGCGGUGGAUUAUCUCCAUCGUUCUGUUGGAGUUCACUCGGGUAACUGUGGUUUAACUUCAAGUAAUAUAGCAUCUACAAUGCUGAAUGUGUGUAUUGAGGCAUUAACGGGAAAAGGACCUUAUGCUUCUGGUCAAAAAGUUGGAAGAGAUAUCCCAGAUACGCUUCCUGAACAACUCUUUCCACCUGCUGGACCUGGAAGUCUUCCUGGAUCUGAUCGAAUCCGCUUUAAAAAACCAAUAAACGAAAUUUCUAAAUCCACGAAGCCAGCACUUCAAUUAGAUGUUAAUUACCAAGCCAAGCCUGUUGAUAUGACUAAUUUAUCGCCAAACACAAGUGACGAGGAUGCAUCUAUGGAUCUUGGCUAA